Paramecium primaurelia is the source of this 973-nucleotide messenger RNA. The record is from the annotation of a GenBank genome assembly. Lineage: Eukaryota; Ciliophora; Oligohymenophorea; Peniculida; Parameciidae.
AUGACAAUAAAAUAAAACUUAAAAGAAAAUUAUGAUUAAUUAUGGUAAUAACAAGAAGAUUUAUCAGAUAAAGAAAUAUAAGAUAAUUUUAAUGUUAGUAAAGCAUUGAAUAUAGUACAUAAAAGUGAAGUAUAGAAGGAGUUAUUAUAAUCAGGUGAAAGAACUUAAUUUGGUAAGAACUCCAACUCUGUAUAAAACAACUCAAAUUUGUAAUCUUUAACUAAUUCAAGAUUAAUUUUAAUGUAAGAUCAAGAUAUUAAUGAAACUGAAGUAAAUUUCAAUUUUAAUUUAGUGUAGAGAAUAAUAGGCUAGAAGAACACUUAAAAAGAUGAAAACAAAAAAAGUUAUAAAUAUUGUUUAAAAAGCUACUAAAAAAAUUUAUAAUAAAAAAGAAGAAUAAAUUUAAAAGGAAUUAAUUAUGCAUUAAGUUUAUAAAUAAAUGAAUAAAGAUAAAAAAAAGGAGAGUAUAAAAUCUAUAGAUAGUGUUUUUAGAAAUUGUAAGAAAUUUAUUAUUAAUUUAUUAGCUCAAAGUGAAUAAACAUUUUUAUAAUCUUAAAAUCAUUAAAAAUUGAUUACAAAUAAAAUACUAAGUGAAAAAACAUUUUAUUAACCAAAAAAAUUAUGUGAAAUUAAACCAAUAUAGAGUAGAGUUUAAUUGAGUCAUAUUAUAUAGAAAUAAGACUCCAGAAUUGAUGAUACACCUCCUAAAUUUCAAAGUAGAAAAAUAAGUCUCAUUAAUGAUAAAAUUACUAAUUUAGUAUCACAGAUUGAUUUAAUCUAAUAAAAAGAAAUUGAUUAAUUAACAUUUAUAAAAUAACUAGAAAAUGAGCAAGAUCUAUAUUAAACUUAUAGGUAAUCCCUUUAGCCAGAUUAAAUUUAAGAUACAUUAAAAUCACUUUUGGGUCCAAGUAACAAUAAUUAUCGAAAACCUUUUAGGUUUAGUAAUAAGAAAUUCUUUAAUUAAGUUUUAUGA